AUGCAGUACGUGUGGGCAGUCACAACUACAGCAGCCAGCACUACAGAUGUUCCCACGCCUAUUGUUGUAACAACUUCAGCAGCCAGCACUGCAGAUGUUCCCACGCCUAUUGUUGUAACAACUACAGCAGCCAGCACUGCAGAUGUUCCCACACCUAUUGUUGUAACAACUACAGCAGCCAGCACUGCAGAUGUUCCCACACCUAUUGUUGUAACAACUACAGCAGCCAGCACUGCAGAUGUUCCCACACCUAUUGUUGUAACAACUUCAGCAGCCAGCACUGCAGAUGUUCCCACGCCUAUUGUUGUAACAACUUCAGCAGCCAGCACUACAGAUGUUCCCAUGCCUAUUGUUGUAACAACUACAGCAGCCAGCACUGCAGAUGUUCCCACACCUAUUGUUGUAACACCUACAGCAGGUGACACCAGCGUGACACCAACCGAUGCUACAGAUGAUUCAACGGAGACCUCUACAAUCAGCAAUGCCACAACGGGAAACAACAUGACAGAUGAAUUUGCAGCAACGACAAAUGUCACACCCAAUGCAACAAGCAACAGUCCAGGCAUUGUAACGGAUACAACCAAUGUUACAACUGUAGCAACUACAACUGUUACAGAAAACACAACAAUGACGACAGACAUUACAACAGGCAUUACAACAGGCAUUACAACAGGCAUUACAACAGAUACAACCAACAUUACACCAGGUCCUGUAGCAACCACAACAGGCAUUUCAACAGAUACAACCAAUGAUACACCUGUAGCAACUACAACAGAAGAUACAAUGAUAACAGACUCUAGCUCAGGCAUUACAACAGAUACAACCAAUGUUACACCUACGACAACUACAACAGAAGAUACAACAAUGACAACAGACAAUACCAUAGGAAUUACAACAGAUACAACCGGCAUUUCCAAUACAUCCGUGACGACUUCACCAAUAACCACAACUUUGACAACAGCCAGUCAUAUGAACUCAAUGAACGCAAGUACAACAACGACAACAGAAAGCAUUAUAAAGUCUACAACGGCUGCAAAUACAACUGUAGCCACUACUAUGGCAAGCACAACAAUGACAACAGAAAACACUACAACUGUAAACUCUACAACGGAUGCAAAUUCAACUGCAAUGACUACAGCAGCAAGCAUGACAGUGACCACAGAAAGCAAUACGAACUCUACAAUGGGUGCAAAUCCAACUGUAGCCACUAUAGCAGCAAGCACAACUGCUACAACAACCAGUACUGUGCAAACUUCAACAUCUCUGCCUACAACCACCACAGGAGAAGACACCACUAUGGUUGAAGCUAGUACAUACAGUACUACACAGUUGCCUUCAAUAGCAUCAACAAUGAUGACCACUUCAGCAGUAACAGAUAAGGUAACAACAGUCAGUUCAACUGAAACUAUAGAGCCUUCAACUCAAAUCUCUACCAUUGAGACCACAGAAACCUCAACUCAGACCUCAGCAAUUGUAACCACAGUGCUCCCGAAUCCAACAACUACUGAUGACAUGCAAGCAUCCACACAAGGAACUACAGGAGUACAGAGUACAACAAGUUCUGUCACCACAACUCAGACUACCAAGGCUACAGAGCUGCAAACCACAGAGCUGCAAACCACAGAGCUGCAAACCACAGAGCUGCAAACCACAGAGCUGCAAACUACAGAGCUGCAAACUACAGAGCUGCAAACUACAGAGCCGCCAACUACAGAGCCGCCAACUACAGAACCGCCAAGUACAGAACUGCCAACUACAGAGCCACAAACUACACAGUCACAAACAACACAGCCACAAACUACUGAGGACACAGAACCUUCUACACACAAAACUACAGAAACACAAAUAGCAGCAAUUGCUGGAGGUUCUGUAGCAGCAGUGGCAGUUGUGGUCAUAGCAGUCGGUCUUGGAAUCUUCUGUUAUAGGAGACAAAACGGCAUUGGCAAAAACAGGUAA
Messenger RNA from Branchiostoma belcheri (Belcher's lancelet), 1956 nucleotides. Its product is annotated as mucin-5AC-like. The record is from RefSeq and is a predicted model, not a curated record. The transcript is spliced from 3 exons. The coding region runs from base 1 to 1956 and encodes 651 amino acids. Lineage: Eukaryota; Metazoa; Chordata; Leptocardii; Amphioxiformes; Branchiostomatidae.